Molecule: messenger RNA, 2548 nt
Organism: Brassica napus (rape)
Lineage: Eukaryota; Viridiplantae; Streptophyta; Magnoliopsida; Brassicales; Brassicaceae
Product: glycerophosphodiester phosphodiesterase GDPDL3
Exons: 8
Coding region: 149-2392 (747 amino acids)
Biological process (GO): lipid metabolic process
Molecular function (GO): glycerophosphodiester phosphodiesterase activity
Source: RefSeq, a predicted model, not a curated record
ACGACUUCCAGAGUCAACUAAAAAGCCAUUUUAUUAGAAAAAGCUCUUGGUUCUCUGUAUUUGGACCAAUGCUUAGGCAACAUUGUUCUAUCUGUGGCUUGUGAGAACAAAGAAGUUACCAGUGACUUCCCGGGGUGGUAAUCCAACAAUGCGAGCUUCAACAGUUCUACUCUGUGGUGUUGUUCUGAUUCAGGUGUUUGCGGCUCAAAUCGAUGCUAAAAGUUCAAGAAGUCCAUGGCAGACACUCAGUGGUGAUGCUCCUCUAGUGAUUGCUCGUGGUGGGUUUUCAGGAUUGUUCCCAGAUUCGAGUAGUGUUGCUUACAAGUUUGCAAAGCAGACAAGUGUAGCCGGUACUGUUCUAUGGUGUGAUGUUCAGCUAACCAAAGAUGGACAUGGGAUUUGCUUCCCUGAUUUAAAAUUGAACAAUGCUUCAAAUAUUGGAGAUCUUUUCCCAAAUCGCCAAAACUUUUACCCGGUUAAUGGAGUCACUAGUCAGGGUUGGUUCACCAUUGAUUUCUCCCUGAGAGAUCUCAAGAAUGCUUCUUUGAUCCGAGGAAUAUUUUCCAGAUCAGAAAAAUUCGACGGAAAUGGAUACUCGAUUUUAACGGUUCAAGAUGUAUCCAUGCAGAUAAAACCAGAAAGUUUUUGGUUAAAUAUUCAGCACGAUGCAUUCUAUGCUCAACAUAAUCUGAGCAUAAGCAGUUUUCUGAUAUCAGCUUCAAGAACUGUUUCCAUUGACUACAUCUCUUCCCCUAAACUGAAUUUCUUUAGCAAAGUUAAGGGCCGUUUCUGGCGUAAUGAACCAAGUUUUGUGUUCCAGUUUCUUGGGAAAGAAGAAUUCGAGCCGACAACAAAGCGAACAUAUGGUUCUAUCUUAAGUAACCUAACUUAUGUCAAGACGUUUGCUUCAGGAAUUCUUGUUCCCAAAUCGUACAUAUUGCCACUAGAUGACAAGCAGUACUUGCUACCUCCUACCUUCUUAGUUCAAGAUGCUCACAAAGCAGGAUUACAACUAUAUGUGUCAGGUUUUGCAAAUGAUGUUGAUAUUGCAUAUAACUACAGUUUCGAUCCAGUGUCUGAGUAUCUAUCAUUUGUGGAUAAUGGCUAUUUUUCUGUGGAUGGUGUGCUCUCUGAUUUUCCCAUAACUGCAUCUGCAUCCAUUGAUUGCUUCUCCCACAUUGGCAGAAACGCUAGAAAACAGAUGGAUUUUCUUGUUAUAACUAAAAAUGGUGCGAGUGGGGACUAUCCUGGAUGUACAGACUUGGCAUAUGAGAAGGCAAUCGAAGAUGGUGCUGACGUUAUCGAUUGCUCAGUCAAAAUGUCAAGCGAUGGUAAACCCUUUUGCUCAAGUUCGAUAGAUCUCACGCAAAGCACAAUGGUCAUCCAAAGUCCUUUUAGAAAUCGUUCAACAAUUAUUCCUGAUAUUAGUUCAGAUCCUGGAAUAUACACUUUUAAUCUCACAUGGCCUGAGAUCCAGAGUUUGACUCCUGCGAUUAUGAACCCAUACAGGUCAUACAAUAUGUUCAGGAAUCCAAAUGAGAAAAAUUCUGGGAGGAUUAUCUCGCUCUCUGAAUUCCUACACUUGGCAAAUAAAUCCACUUCUAUCUAUGGUGUUUUGAUCAGUGUAGAGUAUGUAGUGUACCUGAGAGAGAAGCAAGGGCUCGACGUGGUUAAAGCGGUUCUCGAUACACUCACGGAAACCGGCUACAGCAACGGAACAAGCACAACGAAGGUCAUGAUUCAGUCAACGCACAGCUCGGUUCUUGUUGACUUCAAGAAGAAGAGCAAGUACGAGACUGUCUACAAAGUUGAAGAAACCAUUCGUGAUAUUAGUGACUCCGCUAUUGAAGACAUAAAGAAAUUCGCUAAUGCUGUUGUCAUUGGAAAAUCAUCAGUCUUUCCAGAUGUCGGAUCAUUUGUUACUGGGCAAACAAAUGUUGUGGAGAGGCUUCGGAAGUCUAAACUUCCGGUUUAUGUGGAACUGUUUCAGAAUGAGUUUGUAUCCCAACCAUAUGACUUUUGUUCUGAUGCAACUGUUGAGAUAAACACAUAUAUCACUGGAGCCGGUAUCAAUGGAACCAUCACCGAGUUCCCUCUCACAGCUUCAAGAUACAAAAGGAACCAAUGUUUGGGCAGAAAAGAAACUCCAUCUUACAUGUCCCCUAUUAAACCCGGUAUCCUCUUAAGCCUUGCGAAUCCUAGGUCCUUACCUCCAGCAGAAGCUCCGUACCCGGUUUUCACAGAAGAUGAUGUCACGGAGUCUCCACAACCUCCGGGUACAGAAAAAUCCCCAUCCUCGUCAACCAAUGCACAAACACAUAGGCCUAGCGGACAAACUCGACUCACUCUAUCUCUUCGCCUCUCUGUUUUUGCUUCCCUUCUACUUCUGUAAUCAACCUUUGAUAUCAUCUCCUCUCUGUUCAUAAUGUCUUUUUCCUUCGUAGCCUUUGGCAAACUCGCAAGUCUUUGAGGCUGCCCUUCUGUUUGUUUGUAGUGCCAACUUCUUGGUGUGUAACGAUAAUCUUAUAGUCUUGCAUUUUGUCUUGUA